CUCCGUUCCACUGCAUACCAUCUCACGCGAACAAGUGGUUACCAUUGAGGAAGCGCAACGAUGUAUAUCGGUGCCAUCGCCGUCACGCUAGCCGCAUCGCUCGCGAGCAUGGCCCACGCCGCUGCGCACGCGCCGGCCAACCCUCCCUGGCCGACCUGGUGCUACACAACCUGGGGGAAAGGAGCGGUCCCCUACCACACAGAUUGGUCGACCAAGUACACUCCUUGCACGAGUGUCGUCACCUCGACCAAGACCAAGGCCAGGACUCUCCCUCCUUCGACCAGUACAGUCACGCACACCGUUACCACGGUCACUACUGCCACGACGUCCACGGAGACCGACACGGCGACCAACACAAUCACUGACACAGUUACGAAUACUAACACCGAAACUGACACCACCACCACGGUGAGCACGUCGACGACCGCAACAUCGACCGUUGCUACCUCUCCUGGAUUUCUACCCGUCCAGUCGACGCUCCCAGGCUCUUCUUAUUCAGGCUCCGCUGGCCCCGAUCCAGUAGUAAAGCGUGAGCCUGAGCCUGCCGCAAUGGUCGAGGCAAGAAAACCGUCUGGUCAAGCGCUGGUCGGAUUCAAUCGAAACCUUCAUCCGCACGGGGUCAAUUGCAUCCAACAGACCCACAGCAGCUGCGCUAAGACAACGAGAACGGUGACGUCGGUGUCAGAGAUAACGCCAUCGCCGGUCAUUGUGGGAACCACAGCCACUGAAACAGAUACGAUAUAUCCCUCGGCGACAAUAACCAUCACCACGGAGACCACGACAACGAGCACGACAUCAACAUCCACCACGACCACAACGACGGCGACCAAUAUAGUCUAUGCAACUGCCACGGUCUACGCCGCAUGCGCAGAGAACAACUUGGCGGACGCAGUCGAUGGCCAGGUGAUUGGAGAAACGCUCAACAACAACAUGGCGGACAAGUUCGUCACUGUCAGUGGCAUAACCAGUGCAUACGAUUGUAAGUCGUGGGGUGUGAUAAGAUUGGACGAGCGUAGGCUGACUGAUGUGCGCGCGUGCGUCCAGGCUGUGUGGCAGGCUUGCAGCUCACCAACGCCGCCGUUUGGAGUUACACUCCAAGCGGCAUGUUCGCGGGCUGCUUCGUCUCAGUGGCGCCGACUUGCCCGAGUCAGGGCGCCGACACUUACGGCGUCUUCGAGAAUUUUCUGGCACCGCAGACGAUUGGCAACUACAACUGUGGAGAGAAUAUCGCAGGGGUGGUUUAGAAGGCUUCGAGCAGGCUCUUCGAUGAGGCGAAGAAGUCAUGGGAAGACCGUCGGUUCCGUACAAUUAUUAAGCCGUGAGCUCCGCUGUCUCCUUGCCUCCUUCCUUCGCCUCAGAUACAUGUGCUUGACGGCAGAGUUGUCGGGAUGUGGUGCUGGGUGGAUUGAGUGCACUGCUUGCAUAAGGGCGUACGUGAGAAGACCCCGAGAAGCGAGGGACCUAUCAGGCUCGAGUGGAGUUGCCAACAUUCGGUGCUGGUCAGGCACGGGUCGGCCCGCGCACCGUGGGCCUCCACAUCCCCCGCGGCCCCAUGUUUGACAAACAGUGGACAGAACGAUGGACGGUGAUCGGCGAGGGUCUAGUAUUUGAGGCUGCAUUGAUCACAGGCCAGGCCAUGCCAGACCAUCGGUGCGCGAGGCCACGGAUGCACGGCUCUGCAAAACAGCUGGAUUAGGUGCUGCUGCUGCAUGGACGUAUACUGGCAGGGGGCGUAGCUGAGUCAGGCGCAGGGCCUCGGGCGCUAGUGCAUUCCUUAUGCGACCACGCGGUCUGGACGCUGGAACCCCCCCGUCGAGUUAUUAGGCGAGGCAGAC
This is a messenger RNA of Neohortaea acidophila, 1835 nucleotides long. RefSeq lists its product as uncharacterized. The record is from RefSeq and is a predicted model, not a curated record. Lineage: Eukaryota; Fungi; Ascomycota; Dothideomycetes; Mycosphaerellales; Teratosphaeriaceae. The transcript is spliced from 5 exons. The coding region runs from base 61 to 1560 and encodes 499 amino acids.